AUGGCCCGUGAUGGUCCUCUAUUCGUUGGUCUAAGAGGAAAGAAUCAACGUCCGGUAUCAUCAACGGUCUCUUCAGGUCCCAAAGUUAAUAACACAACUCAUGUGAAUUCAAUAUCUCUGAGCGCUGGUAAUCUUAUAGUAGGAGCCAAAGAUAAUACCAAUUUACGUGGUAACGUCUUAAGUACACCGAGUACCACUUUUGUGAAUGAUAACAAUAAAAUCAAUACCAAUUCACCUGCUAUAUUGGCGCCUGAAUCUGCAGGUAUAAUCGAUAAGAAUAGAUCAAGACAAGUGGAAUUGUGUUACCAUGAAUCUAGAUAUUCUAAUGACCUGGUGGAAUUGGACCUUUCCGCAAUUCCAGGAGCAAAACAAGGUGAUUUGUUUGAAAUGAAAACAUAUCGAAAAACCCCCGGCAGUAAAGAUAAAAAAAUCUAUUUUGUUGCCAAAGAUUUUAGUCCAGAUAUUCGAAGAAGGACGAAAAAUGCUCAAAUUUCUAUUCUAUCAGGUCAAUUACAAUCAUUGUUGGAUCUACCGUCACGUUCCAAGGUUUGGAUAAGAUUGAAAUCCAAGAGGUUGACCGAAGCAGAUUUGGUGGAAUUAAACAUUAAAGAUUGUUUGAUCAACAGAGGGGACAUGUGGUGCUUGAACUCCCAAUUAGUAGGUCAAUGUGUGUUUUCAGGUCAAAAAUUGACAUUUUUAGAUACCAUCAGAGCUACGGUCAACGGGAUUUAUCGUGAAGGUAAAAAGACACUUUCGGGAUAUAUUGGUGAAAAUACCAGAGUGGUAUUUCGUUCGGAAUCUGCAAGAUUAAUCUUCUUAAUCCAAAUCACUGAAGAAAUGUGGAAUUUUGAAGAAACUGGUGAACAAUUAUUUCAAAAGAUGGUUAAUUCGUUUUUCCCCAAAAUUUUUAAAAAAUGGAAAGAUAUUGGUACACAUCAUAGUAUUACCAUUGCGUUUGCCGUAUCUAUGGACACUUCGCAUGUACCGUUUAGAGAAUUGGAACCUGGUACCAUUUUAAAGAAUACAACCGACUAUUUCAGAAUUGUAGUAGAUCAAGUUUUAGUUAUCCAUUGGGUGGAAAUCAUGGAAACGUUGCGAAAAGAGUUUCAAGCACUAAGACGAAAUUUGUUAAAUGUUCAGACAGAAGAUGGUUAUAGUGUUGUCAAGGGAAGAUUUUCACCGGUGAUUAAAUCCAAUAUUUUGGAAUUAGUUAAUUUUGCCUCUACAUUAAUCACGGAUCCAUUCAGACAAUCGGACCUGCGACAUACGACUACGCACAUAAUGAUCAUUAGCCCCGGAUCAGGUCUAUAUGACGUGGACUAUGAUUUGCUGAGAUUAACUGGUAAGAAACUUUUGUCAUUGGAAAUGACGAUGGAUCUUAUCUGUCUGUCGCGGGCUCCACUCCACGUAGUGCCCCUAUUCAGGUAUUUGGAUUAUGAAAGCAAGUUGCAUCAUUGUAGCCCAACUUGGUUGAGUAUCUUCUUUUGGAACGAUUCCAUGAAUGGUACCGAUGAUUGGCGUCCUAGGUGUAAGAUUUACGAUCUACAGAUGAUGGGACUCACAGAAAAUGAUGUUUUGGGGAAAAUUGAUAUUGAUUACUUAAAACCAGGCAAGGGUGUGGAAAGCAUUCAACAAUUUAUGGAUCAAUAUGAUACCGACGUUUUCAAUUUUGAGAAAUGUAAUGAUAAUUUACAAAAGGGAAAUAGCAAUUGUGAUAAAUCUGAAGGUGGAGUUCAAUUGAACCAAAAGCAAUCUCUUCAAAACCCAUCGACUUUUGCUUGGAAUGCCCCAAAAUUCUCUACCCCUGUUUUGGAGGACAUUCAGAAACCCAAAGUCUUCGCUGAUUUGUCCACGCAGAGAAGUAGUGGUCUUCGAGACGACGAAGGUUCUGAUAAGAUUCAAUUGAGUGAUAGCGCUUUUAGAACCCAACAAUCUUCAUUGGCGGUUGAUACCUUAAAAGGAAUUACCAAAAAGAAUCUUGUCAAAGACUUGACCCAAAGAAUUGUGGGUAGAAUCAUGCCAGAUCGUGAGGUUAAAAGAGAUAUGAGUACACAUGAACCAGUUGAAGAUCGAACAGAUGGUGUUGAAAGAUCCCCGGUUCAAAAACCAGCAUUAUCCCCUCGCAAUUCCUCAGAACAUGUACCAGUUAUCAAGAAGAAUUUAUCCACUCUGAACCAUCUGGACAAUCAAAACGGCUCACCUUUCGGAAUUGAUGGCUUUCCUCUAUAUGCUUCAGCUCAUAAUUUGGAGUCACCUGUAGAUCAUGGUGCUUCAGAGACAAAACCAUUAUUUACCGUAGAUGACAGAAAAACGCCAUUGCAAGAAUCUGCGGCUCAUAAUUCCGGAUCUUCUCCAACUGAAGUGAGAACGUGGAUUGAAAUAAAGAAUCCAUCUGUCCCAGUUAACGAAGAUCUUGCAGGAAUGAUGUAUCCCACAAGAUGGAAAGAUGUUUUACCAAGGUAUGUUCCCAAGAGGUACAGUAAAUGGAGGUCCUUUACAACACCUGCGGAAUUACCCAUUACGAUUUCAGAUUUUCCUUCAAAGCUGGACUUUGAGAAUAAUUUCUUCUUUAGAAAUCAUUCAGUUAAUCUGAACAUUGAUCAAGAGGCAUAUAAGCAAACUUCGAAAGAUCUGCUACGUAAUAUGAUUUAUGUGCGUCUUUUGGCAGGUUUUCAAUUGUGUGUGGGAGAAAAUGUCAAAAAUGUGGAGCGUUCGAAAGGGGUCGAAAACAACGAAUCACCAGUUGCUAAGUUUAUUGAUGGUACUUGGGUUAAUAUCAGGAUAUAUAUGACAAUUGAUUCUGAGAUUCAUAGAAUCAGUUGUGGUAUGGAUGGUGUCAUCGACGUCCAAAGAUAUAUGAGGAAGAAUGAAGAGAAUCCAUUUGAACAGGUAUCUAGCUAUGCUCCUUUGGUUAAAACUCGUUACGAAAACUUGUACAGAAAGGCAAAGAUCGAUCCAUUGCAUGCUGCUCGUUCGCCUUUGAAUUGGAAUCAGAUUGAUCAGGUGUUGGCAGGAUACGGGGAAUACGGGCUUGAUAAAAAUGAAUGUGGAUUCAGAUCCAAGUUGGUGGUACUUCCCGCUGACAUUCCUACCAAUACAUAUUCAUCUGUUAUAAAUGGAAGAAAUGAAACUUUAACUCAAGAGGAAAUAAGAUUGGAAGGCUUAAAUCGACUAAUAUCUUCAAUAUCCAAAUCCCGCCUGUUGACUGCAAAGGAGAAGCAAAUGAAGAAAAACAAAAGAGAAGAAAUCCAACCAGAGAUUCUAUUUUACACAGGAUCCCUUUUCGAUUUUAUUCGUGAACAAAAGUCGUCUCUGGAUAGAUCAGUUCUAAGUUAUAAGGAUUCCAUCUUUGCAGAUAGGAAGCAGCUAAAAAAAGAUGUAGACAUAAAAGAACUGGCGCAUGAAAUACAACAUGGUAAUAACCCUCUUACCCUGGUCAAUCGGAAAUGGCACUGGAAAAGACAUCAAAAUAGUUUCAUUGGAUCAGAAAUGGUCAAUUGGUUACUGAGAAAUUUAAGUGAUAUUGAUACUAGGGAAGAGGCUGUUGAGUACGGCCAAAGUUUGAUGGAUAGAGGCCUGUUUAAACACGUUUUGAAUAAGCACGGGUUUCUUGAUGGUCAUUAUUUCUAUCAGAUUACACCAUCGUACCUCGUAGAUGCUCGUACUCUCGAGAAGGUAAAUUCUGAUUCCAAAUCUUCUAACGACCAAAGACGAGCUGCAGGGGAGAAUUCGUCAUCUGGUAUAUCUGAAACGAAUGUGCUGCCUUUGACAAUGGUAAACAGUAAUAGCACUUCCAAUAUUUCUAAUGAUAAUCAAUCCGAUACUAGAAAUAACGCUAGUGAACGUCCCGUGAAGUCAUCCGUGAUGUUGAGUAAUUCUUUGGUGAUAGAUGUUGAUCCUGCUGGCAAAUCUUACAAGAUGGAAACUUGUACUGUUCAUUACGAUCGAGUGCAUAAUCCAGAUCAUUGUUUUCACAUCAGGCUUGAAUGGUUAACAACAACACCAAAAUUUCUUGAUGAUUUGGUGGGGAAUUGGUCAAGACUUUGUGAAAGAUAUGGACUAAGAUUAGUGGAGAUUCCUUGGAGGGAACUUUGUACUAUACCUGCGGUAGACCCCUUUCAUUCGUUCGUGGAAAUUCAACUGGCGAUUAACCCUUGGGAAGAUCCUGAGUUUAAGGAUGAAGAGUUGCUCUCCGAGAGUAAAUACUACUAUCAUAUGCACUUACUCCAAGUUUCAGGGUUCUUACUUGAUAAUAGAGCUUCCAAGGUUAUCCAAGACAUUCAUUGUGAUUUUGAAAUAAUGUAUUCUUGGGGGAAGCCUGAGUUUAAAUAUGCCCAAUACAUUCACAAUACAGGUGCAUAUAUUGCAGAAGUGAGAGAAAGUGGUGAAUUGUUUUUGGCUCCCAACAAUAUCUAUAUCUCUAGGGCCAUACCUGGUAAAAUUGUGGCAAAAUCACAAUUUUCCACGCAAUUCGCAGUGGACGCCCAAAAAGUGAUGUUAAACUUCAAGAAAGUUUGCACUAACUAUAAUGAGUUAAGAGUGAUAUUCCUUGACGCAAAGGACAAGUGGCUAAAGGGGCAGCAUGUUGACGAAUAA
Zygosaccharomyces rouxii is the source of this 4596-nucleotide messenger RNA. It is a transcript of the gene IML1, whose product is annotated as GTPase-activating protein IML1. Gene Ontology annotation, biological process: negative regulation of TORC1 signaling; positive regulation of autophagy; intracellular signal transduction. NCBI's taxonomy places the organism in Eukaryota, Fungi, Ascomycota, Saccharomycetes, Saccharomycetales, Saccharomycetaceae. The record is from RefSeq and is a predicted model, not a curated record. The transcript has a single exon. The coding region runs from base 1 to 4596 and encodes 1531 amino acids. Gene Ontology annotation, molecular function: GTPase activator activity. Gene Ontology annotation, cellular component: GATOR1 complex.